Messenger RNA from Eublepharis macularius, 978 nucleotides. RefSeq names its product olfactory receptor 52E8-like. The record is from RefSeq and is a predicted model, not a curated record. Gene Ontology annotation, biological process: G protein-coupled receptor signaling pathway. The transcript has a single exon. Gene Ontology annotation, cellular component: membrane. NCBI's taxonomy places the organism in Eukaryota, Metazoa, Chordata, Lepidosauria, Squamata, Eublepharidae. Gene Ontology annotation, molecular function: G protein-coupled receptor activity; olfactory receptor activity. The coding region runs from base 1 to 978 and encodes 325 amino acids.
AUGUCUGCGGCAAACGGCACCCACGCGGGGCUCUCCUCCUUCCUUCUGCUGGGAAUUCCGGGGCUGGAAGCGGCCUACCAGUGGCUCUCCAUCCCCCUCUCCUCCAUGUACGUUGUGACUGUCUUGGGGAACAGCGCCCUCCUCUUCAUCAUCCGGGGGGAGCCCAGCCUCCACAAGCCCAUGUACCUCUUCCUCUCCAUGCUGGCCGCCGUUGACCUGGUCAUCUCCUCGGCCACCCUGCCCAAGACGCUCUGCAUCUUCUGGUUCAAGGGUGGCGAGAUCAGCUUUGGCGGAUGCCUGGCUCAGAUGUUUUUCAUCCACUCUUUCUCUGUCAUGGAGACUGCCGUCUUGGUCGCCAUGGCAUUUGAUCGGUACGUGGCCAUAUGCUUCCCCCUGCGCUAUGAAUCCAUCCUGACCAGCCCGGUGCUUCUCAAGAUCGGAGUGGCUGUAGUCUUGCGAGCGUUCGCUCUGAUCACGCCCCUCCCCAUCCUGGCAUCAAGGCUGCCGUUUUGUGCAAGCAACAAGGUGCCCCACACGUACUGCCAACACAUGGCAGUGGUGAAGCUGGCCUGCGCUGACGUCACCCUUAAUAGCCUCUACGGGAUGGGCGUGGCCCUUUACGUGGGCCUCUUUGACGUCCUGCUGAUUGUCUUGUCGUACGGCCUGAUCCUGCGGGCCGUCUUCCGCCUGCCCUCCAAAGAGGCUCGGCUCAAGGCUUUCAACACCUGCGGCUCCCAUAUCUGUGUCAUCUUAAUUGCUAUUGUGCCCGGGCUUUUCUCCAUUCUGACCCACCGCUUCAGCCACAAGGUGGCCCCCCAUGCACGCAUUCUGUUGGCCAACCUUUACUUGCUGGUGCCCCCCACCCUGAACCCCAUCGUAUACGGAGUCAAGACCAAAGAGAUCCGUGACAGAGUGUUCCACGUGUUUUGGAAGAGGAGAAGAGCUGCCCUGAAGACGCCGGCAGGAGGCAUGGAAUAG